This is a messenger RNA of Dunckerocampus dactyliophorus (ringed pipefish), 2166 nucleotides long. It is a transcript of the gene tom1, whose product is annotated as target of myb1 membrane trafficking protein. Bases 135 to 1589 code for a protein of 484 amino acids. Gene Ontology annotation, cellular component: membrane; endosome. NCBI's taxonomy places the organism in Eukaryota, Metazoa, Chordata, Actinopteri, Syngnathiformes, Syngnathidae. Gene Ontology annotation, biological process: signal transduction. The transcript is spliced from 16 exons. The record is from RefSeq and is a predicted model, not a curated record. Gene Ontology annotation, molecular function: phosphatidylinositol binding; clathrin binding; ubiquitin binding.
GCGUGACGCAGCUCAACUAGUGGCCCACUUUGUGCAGCUAGCAGCGGCGGUCUGCAGCAGCGAGCUCCGCCGCCCCGUGCGCACGGCUCGGACCCGAUUCGUCGGUGCUCUGCUGUGCCUUCACUGCUUCCACAAUGGAGUUUUUACUGGGGAACCCAUUCAGCACGCCUGUAGGACAGCGUAUCGAGACUGCAACCAGCUCCAGCCUGCCAUCAGAAGACUGGUCUUUGAACAUGGAGAUCUGUGAUAUGAUCAACAGCUCAGAAGAAGGGCCCAAAGAUGCAGUCAGAUCCAUAAAGAAGAGGAUUGUGGGAAACAAAAACUUUAAGGAGGUCAUGCUGGCACUCACAGUGCUGGAAACCUGUGUGAAAAACUGUGGAUACAGGUUUCACAUCCUAGUGACCACAAGGGAUUUUAUAGAGGGGGUUCUGGUUCGUUCUAUCAUCCCUAGGAACAACCCUCCUCUGAUAGUACACGACAGAGUGCUCAGCAUCAUACAGGCGUGGGCUGACGCAUUCCGAAGCUCGCCCGACCUGACAGGUGUCGUGUCUGUUUAUGAAGACCUGCGCAGGAAAGGACUAGAGUUCCCUAUGACAGAACUGGAUGGCUACUCCCCCGUCCAAGCUCCCAAAAGGACUUUGCCUCGGAACGGGCCUGUUGUUGCUACUCUCCCCGCUGCGCUGCUGUCCUCCAAACUUCCCCUAAACCCACCCCAGACCCUUGAGCUAAAACAGACGCUAGAUGGAAGUGAUGCCUUCACUCCCAACCAGGUCAAAGCGCUAAAGACAGAGCUGGGAGUGGUGCGGAGCAACCUCACAAUGAUGUCAGACAUGAUGAGUCAGCUGGAUCCUGUCACGAUAAAACAAGCCGACAUGGAGCUGCUGGAGCAGUUAUACACAGUAUGUAAGGAAAUGCAGGACAGGAUUGUGCAGAUUGUCCCCAAGCUUAGUGAAGAGAAGUUGAUUGAAGAGUUGCUGGCAACCAACGACGAGAUGAACACUGCCUUCUCUCGCUACCACAGGUUUGAAAGACAGUUAACAAACGGUCCUGAUGCGACGCAAACGAGCCAUACCUAUGUAAACCUAACAGACCUCAAUGUCAGCCAGUCAGAGGCUGCGUCAGUCGCCAACGGAGGCUCGCUCAGCCAAUCAAAAGUGGACAGCUUGUCCAGCCAGAUGGCAGGGCUUGAUACACAUAGCGUAGAUGACGUUGACACACUAUUACAGAAAAGAAAUGUCUCGACCGAAACAGGAAGUGAGAAUGCGGACGUUGCACCGGAUGGCCUCGCACGAGCUCAGGACAACACGAUGCAAAACUCUAAAACGGAUUACAGCCCAUCCUCCUCCCGAAGCUCUUCACCAAAGUUAGACUGGAUGAUUAAAAGGGGAAUGAUUCCUGUCAAGCAGUCCAAUGUCAUGGAUGAUAUUGAGAAAUGGCUUUCACUGGAAGAUGAGUAUGAUGACUUUGAGGAGUCUGAUGGUGUCACGAGUGAAGAGUUUGACAGGUUCUUGGCACAAAGAGCCAAAGCGGCUGAGCGGCUGCCUUCAGUGCGACAGUCUUCCCAGGACGCCAACCACUCAGAGUCCUGAGCUUCACGCCCACCUGCCAACCUAACAACACUCGCAAAGUCCCUCUGCCAUCAGGGAGAGAUGAGCUGUAUUUUGCUUUCAUGUAUACAACUGGCACAUUCGGCAUGAGGGAUUUCAGCCCAUAUUUAGUACUUGUUUUAUUGCUUUGCUGGGGGGUUUUUAACUGAUAAUGUGUGUGAAGGACUGUUUUACUUGACGUUAUAAUUAAGUGGCGGUAAUGCAAACAUUUGCACAAUUUCUAUGGUUACAUUCCUGCUAUUGAAGAAGGAGACAUGGAACAUUGUUACUUUUGCAACAUAAAUAACUAUAUUGCUAUGAUUUUUUUUGUGACAUCUCAUGAAGGGUUACAGCUCAUGCCUCUGUCAAAGUAGCAAACACUUAACUUAUAUGUAAGGGCGUCUCAGCAGUUUCUCAUGUAAUGAGUUUGAGGCUUCUUUCCAUGUUAAUAUUGAUAUAGGGUCUAAAGAAAUUUUAAUUUAGUUUCUUGUUUUUUUUACUUCCAUAAUAUUCCUUUGUUAAGAUGUUUUAAGUUUCAAUGCAGACUGCUAUUAUAUAAUAAACCAAACUACCAAGAACA